UCCAGAGUCGAAUGUAAACAAUCGUUUGCUCGCUCCUUUGUAUAUAUCCCGUCGCUCUUUCGAUAAUUUGUUAGUCCCUCACCGUCACAAAUGAGGCACCCAUUUCGAUCAACAAUGUCAGCGCGUCUCUUGUUCAUACUCGUACUCACGUUUUCAUUUCGCACUAUUUGUACAACGCCUGACCAAAACUUGCUUCGAGCUCUCGAAUCCACGACUCGUUUUUUCGAUCACUUGAGACUCGAAUACGAAUACCAAUCACCUACGCGAGAUUUAUACAAAUCCAUCGACCAUCGAAUCAGUGAAUAUGUGAACAGAUUGAAAAAGUCGAGUAAUUUGUCGAGGGAAAAACGUCAACUUGAUACGGACAAGGACGUAAGAGUUUUGAGCGGAUUCGAGAGGACACCGGGUCUUGAUUUCUCCGAUGCGAUCGACGUCACUUUUUUUGUAUACCGAAAUGAGAGGGGUCCGCCGCGCUGGUACGCGGCUGCGCUUAAUUCUUCGGGGAUUUCCUUGUUUCUUUACGAGCCCACACGCGCGUUCACUCGCAUUGGGUUCUCCGGGGUGGAACACGGCACGCGUAUCACAUCCCAAAGCUCAUCGAUCGCAACGAUUUUUCUAGUUCAAAGGUCGACCGGCGACACUCACGUUUUUCGAAUGCGGCAAGGCCCCGCGAAAAAAAUCGUUGAAAGGGUUCAAACGGUCAAGACACCCAAUGCCACGGAUUUGACCCUUUGGCAAGGCAUGAAGAAAACGUAUUUGGCUAUUUCCUCGUCUAAAAGAAUCGCCGUUUUCGCCUGGGUGGGCGAAUAUUUUGACGAAAUACAAACUCUGCAUAUUGGCGCGAAAAGAGUCGUCGCUUUCCAGACCACCGGCGCCAUGCAUCUUCUCGCCCUCGACCAGUCGCGCACUUCUCUGUUUAAAUUUCUUCUCCACACCCGAGAAUUCGUACUUUCACAAAGAUUCUCAGGGGCCAACGACGCCACGAAGUUCAGCCGCGAGGACGGCCACCAGGGCGAAUAUUUUCUUGCUCUAGCUCGCGACGAUUCAACCCUUAUUUACAAGCAGUCGAAACACCGCUUCGUACCCUUUCAAGGAAUUUCAGGCGCUCAUAAAAUCACCGCAUUUUAUAAUCAAGCCGCCAUCCUGUUGUUCCUCGUUCGAAAUAACAGCCUGAACGUUCUCCAGUACGACGGCUGGAAAUUCGCCGAGUUGGGAGUUCGAACUUCCGGAAUUUUCGAUAUUCGACCACUCGACUUGAGCAACGGCCGUUUAUUGGCUGUCAAAGUCAGAGGCUCGGGAGAUUCCGGGACGAAUGAGGGAGGAAUCUUUAAAAAUAACACGAAAAGUUCGUGGAAUUUACUCAAAUUUGUUUGGGCGAGGAAAGAGAGUGAAACGAGCUUAAGGGAAAAAACAAAGCUCUGGUGCACUGAUUCCUUGAAUUCUUUAAUUCCGGCAACCGUUGAUCUGCCUCAGCUCAAGCUUCCGUUACGAAUCGAACAAGGAUCUAUUCAGAUUCUUCAUGCUCGUAAAAUAAAUGGUGAAUCGGUAGAGAAAUUCGUAAAAGCCACGCGUCGCUGGGGGGAGCUUCAUUCGGAAGUGUUGAUGCAGGAAAAGUCGUCGAAAAAUUACAUUUCGCGAGUAAACCCGAUAUUGAAGAGCAUCGAUGCCUCCAACAUACGUAUAAGCUGCACGGGAGUGUGUCGUGCCAAAAAUACAAUCACUGUAGAGAAGGAAACGUUUAUGGAUAAAGUGCGAUGGCUCAACAACGACAAGCAAAAUUUGAGUUUCGAGACCGUGAGAAUUUUAUCGUCGAAGAACUUACCGUGUCCUGUUGCAGCACCUAAAAUUAAAGACGUAACGGUCGAUGGCUACGUUAAUGGAAUUUCAUUCCCCAAUUUCGCCGAGGAUGUUCUCAAGGUCACGGGAGAUCAAAUAUUCACUGGUUCUCCAACGUUCGCCGAACUUAGGGUAAGAAACGCGAAAAUCCUCUUAGAUAUUGCGUCCGAUUUCACGCGCCAGGAGAUCGAAGCGUUGAGUAUCGAGACGGACGAGCUCGAGGUCGCGCCCGGAGGCUUUUUAUUGCCUCUGAACAGUGAGCCUGGCACGGUGAUGACCGGUUCGCUGACUGUUUCGGACGCGAGGAUCAAAGGGGUCGUCGAUUCACGCGGCAAAAUAAACGGUACCGUCGGUACCAAAUUCAGUCGAAUAAUCAACGUACCAGAAGCCUUGGAAAUUCCGGGCAAUAUUACCCUAAACAAUGUCACGGUUCUUGAAGAUUUCCGGGUCGAGGAUAUCAAAAGAAAGGAAGGAAAAUCGUAUAAAGAUAUAAUUUCAAAAGCAGUCCCAUUAAAUGCUCCUCGUGUUGGAGUACGACUUGAAUUACGGAAUAAUAAAGUGUCAUGGAACAACAUGACGGUACACAAUUUUCCCUACAAAUGGCUAACGAAAAAUCAUCUCGGUCAUUCACUUAUUACGGGCCACAAAACUGCAACGAGAUCGGAAAUUACGCUGGGAAAUUUGGUGCACGAGAAUCUGCCAACUCCAAGAUUGCCAUUGCGGGUGUGCGGCGUGGCUGCGAUAAGCGAGGGCGUCUGGGAGUCGAAUUUAGUAGUCGAUAAAGGGACUGCAAAGUCUGUUCGCGCCAUUAAUCUUUUCAGUGGAUCUGAAUUGAGUGAAAUUUAUUUGGACUCUGUUCCAACGAUCGAAGAAAUGCCUUGGGCACUGAAAAAUUUGACUGGACAAAUAAAAGUGAAAGAGGCCGAAAUAGAUUACGUUCGUGGUGUGGAAUUUCAGGAAUUGAAAAAUACUUUGUCCAAAUGGAGCGAGCCCACUCGUUUGAAGGGCCCGAUUCGAUUCACCAAUCUAAAAACUCAUGAACUUAUGACGUCGGGCAAAUUCAAUGUUCCUUUGCCUCUCGAAAUACAAAAUUUACAAAGCAGAGGGAAUUUAUACGUCAGUAUAUUGAAUGACGUUAAAAUCGAUGAGUUUUUAAGAGACUCUGUCAAAUUGGACGACAAUCUCUCAUUGACGAAUGUCACGUUUGCCGGAGGGCUCGAAGCCAGGGAAUUAUACGCUACGAAAACAUCGUUCAGUCUUCAAGAAAAUAUGCCAAGAUAUUUGGGUUCGAAAGAGAUUUUGGGCAGUUUCGAAGCCGAGGCGAUGGAAGUGCCGAAUUUACUGAAUAUCCCAUCGUCAGGGAUUCCCAUUAAUAUUAUUGUCGACGGAAACGUGCAAUUUAUGAAGGAACCCAAAAUAACGAACAUUAAUAACAAAAAUUUGGACGAAUUGUUCAGCGAAGUUUUGUUGACUGACAGACCGUUCAGGAUUUCUGCUGAAUUUGUGCUAUUCAAAAAUGUUACGUUCGAGAAUGAUUUGACGAUACUGCAAUCGUUCGACACUCCGGAUCUUGGUCCGUGGUUCGAUCUUGAGAACCGUUUGCUGAGUAAGACGAAACCGCAAAUGAUUAACGUCGAAGCAUCGUUCGCGUCAGUCGCUGCGCCUAAAAUCGUGGCAUCAUCGAAAUCGCAUUUGCGAUCGAACGUUUCAUGGCUCCAUGAUUUGGAGUACAAUUCUCUGAAAAUCAACGAGCCUCAAGUGAGCGCGAAUAAGUGGAAUUUCGAAGAACUCAUUAUCACUGGCGAUUAUGAAUUCCGGGAUCAAAUAAAUGGCCUCAAUUUCGCAACUGACGUCGUGAGAAAAGACGCGAGAGAAAAUAUCGUGAGAGGAAAAAAAAUCAUUCGCCAUUUGGAAGCCCAAAGUAUGAAUGGUCUGAAAUUCGAUAAAUUCGCACGUAAAACGUUGAAAAAAAAUAACGGGAACGAAACGAUCGUCGUGAAAGGAUGGAAAACGUUCAAAACUGUCGAAAUGAAAAAUCUGAGAGUGGAGGGCACGGUGAACGGUAAAAAAGUCGAAAACUCGUUACAAAAGUCUGCAAACCAAAUUCUCCAAGGGACAAAAGUACUGAAUGGCUGUACAAGAGCAUCGACGAUUGUGACAGAAGGUUUGGUCAAUGGAAUUCGAUUGAAUUCUUUUGUUGAGCAGCAACUCAAGAAAAAAUCACCUUUACAAAUAAUCAAAACACCGAUCAGUUUGAACAACAAAUUAACGAUAUCCGGCAACGUUACGAUUAAGGGAUUGUACAACGGCAUCGAGUUGAGAAAUUUCGGGGACGUUACGAGAAGUCUUGGAUCAACGAACGAAACGCUUGCGAAAUUGAUCGUUUUUGCUGAAGGAAUUGAAAACGCGAUCGACAGUCGUGCAUUCUACUGGGACAACUUGGAGCUCGUCGAAACAAAUUCAAAAGCAUUAAAUUUCGAUUUGACAAACGAAGAACAAAUUUAUUUCGUCGAUUUGGGUAACUGCGGAAUCGUCGAUUUUUCUCUGUAUUGUGACAGAGCCUCGAUUUUCCAGCCGGUGUUAGUAAUUCCAAACGACAGUCGAGUUCUCGCCGCAAGGGUUAUCGACUUUUCGGGUCUUCCCCUCGUCGUAUUCGUCACCUCCGAUCCUGGUGGAGGCGUUUUCAUUUUUCGUUACGACCCAACUGGGAGAAGUUUCUACAAGUUCGCUGCUCUGCUCGUGCCGGGCAUUAUUGAAGGAUCUUUUACAACAACGAUCAAUCCUCUCUGGAUCGCUCUCCGCCUGCGUGAUCAUUUGAUGAUUAUUCGCUACGAAAUCCGUUCGAAUUUCGAAGAAUGGACCAUUCCGGGUGGAGGACCAUUUUUGAUGAGUUCGACGCCCAGCGACGAAUUCUUUAUUUUCCGAAACGACGGCGUUUGGAAACUGGGAGGACUCGGGGGGCCACGAAAAAUUCUCGACUCCAAGUUUCAUGGCCAAAUCGAUACAUUCACUAUUGGCAACGACUACUACGUUCAACUGACUGAUAAAAAUGCAACGAAUCUUCUGAGAGCUCGAUUCAUCGGUAAUUAGUUGAAAAUUCAAAAAAUUGUUCUUAAAGAAAAUAUUAUUCGAUGUAAAAUAAGUAUAGCAAUCGAUUUGCAUGUUAAAAAUCGAAAAAUCAUCAACUCAUAUUUAUUUUAAAUUAUAAUUAUCACGAUGAAAAAAAACAUGCACCGAAAAUCGAAUAAUCAACUCAAUUGUGGUAUUCGAAACAUUGUAAAAUAAAACUACGAGUUUUAUACAGUUCUAACAAACCGCUUUCUCCUACAAAUUUAUGAAAAAAGAAAUUUUUUUGUCAA
Messenger RNA from Venturia canescens, 5195 nucleotides. RefSeq names its product closca (gene clos). The transcript has 16 exons. Gene Ontology annotation, molecular function: heparin binding. The record is from RefSeq and is a predicted model, not a curated record. Gene Ontology annotation, cellular component: cell surface. Lineage: Eukaryota; Metazoa; Arthropoda; Insecta; Hymenoptera; Ichneumonidae. The coding region runs from base 91 to 4926 and encodes 1611 amino acids.